Dromaius novaehollandiae (emu) is the source of this 855-nucleotide messenger RNA. RefSeq names its product olfactory receptor 14A16-like. Lineage: Eukaryota; Metazoa; Chordata; Aves; Casuariiformes; Dromaiidae. The transcript is spliced from 2 exons. The coding region runs from base 1 to 855 and encodes 284 amino acids. Gene Ontology annotation, biological process: G protein-coupled receptor signaling pathway. Gene Ontology annotation, cellular component: membrane. The record is from RefSeq and is a predicted model, not a curated record. Gene Ontology annotation, molecular function: olfactory receptor activity; odorant binding; G protein-coupled receptor activity.
AUGGCAGCCGUGGGACUGUGUUUGGCUCCCAGCUCCCAGCAGCAGCUGAGGGAGCAGCUGGCCCUUGCUGCGGCCUGCCAAUGUCAAAGCUCGAGUGAGAAAAUGGGCCUGUACCUCUCAAGCCUCGCCCUUCUCGACCUUGGCUCCAUCUCUGUCACUGUCCCCAAAUCCAUGGCCAAUUCCCUCUGGAAUACCAGGACCAUUUCCCACUUGGGAUGUGUUGCUCAGGUCUUUCUGCUUCUCUUCUUGUUCAUAGCAGAAUAUUCUCUCCUCACUGUCAUGGCCUAUGACUGCUACAUUGCCAUCUGCAAACCCCUGCACUAUCGGACCCUCAUGGAUGGCAGGGCCUGUGCCAAAAUGGCAGCAGCUGCCUGGGCCAGUGGUUUUCUCUAUGCUCUCCUGCACACUGGGAACACCUUUUCAAUACCACUCUGUCAAGGCAACACAGUGGACCAGUUCUUCUGUGAGAUUCCCCAGAUCCUCAAGCUCUCCUGCGCAGACUCCUACCUCAGGGAAGUUGGGCUUCAUAUGGUUGGUAGCUGUUUAAUCUUUGGGUGUUUUGUUUUCAUUGUGGUGUCCUACAUGCAGAUCUUCACAGUUGUGCUGAGGAUCCCUUCUGAGCAGGGCCAGCACAAAGCCUUUUCCAUGUGCCUCCCACACCUGGCUGUGGUCUCCCUGUUUGUCAGCACUGCAAUAAUUGCCUACCUGAAGCCCCCCUCCCUCUCCUCCCCAGCUCUGGAUCUGGUAGUGGCUGUUCUCUAUUCAAUGGUGCCUCCAGCAAUGAACCCCCUCAUCUACAGCAUGAGGAACAAGGAGCUCAAGGAUGCACUGGGAAGAAUGGUUCAGUGGGUAUAA